AUCACGUGGCGCGACGUCGCCUCCACUUCGUGUCUGUCCGUCCAGUCCUUUAGCGUCCACGCUAACAGUUAGCACCCUCCUAUCAUCUCGCUAUGCUCCGCGCUGUGUUCCGGUUCUCGGCUACAGGAGCCCGGACGUUGGCGCUGUCCCGACCAGGACACGCAGCUCCGUUAGCUUCCAGAUGUUAUUCCCAUGGAAAAGUGGAGACGGAUGAGGAGUUUGAUGCCCGCUGGGUCACCUACUUCAACAAACCUGACAUUGACGCCUGGGAGCUGAGGAAAGGCAUGAACACCCUGAUUUGCUACGACCUCGUACCCGAGGCCAAGAUCUUGGACUCUGCACUGAGGGCGUGCAGGAGACUCAAUGACUUGGCCAGUGCCAUUCGCAUCCUGGAGGCUGUCAAAGACAAAGCCGGCCCCCACAAAGACAUUUACCCGUACCUGAUCCAGGAGCUGAAGCCCACGCUGUCAGAGCUGGGCAUCUCCACACCGGAGGAACUCGGCAUGGACAAGCUGUAAGAUGUUAAGGUGGACUCCUUAGCUCUCCUGAUUUGUCUCCUGUCAAAAAUGUCCAUAGUGUUGAUUGAUCCAAUACUGUCCUGUUAUGUACAAAGUGGCGGACCUCAAAUAAAGAAAUUCUGUAAGCA
Molecule: messenger RNA, 646 nt
Organism: Doryrhamphus excisus (bluestripe pipefish)
Lineage: Eukaryota; Metazoa; Chordata; Actinopteri; Syngnathiformes; Syngnathidae
Gene: cox5ab
Product: cytochrome c oxidase subunit 5Ab
Biological process (GO): mitochondrial electron transport, cytochrome c to oxygen
Cellular component (GO): respiratory chain complex IV; mitochondrial inner membrane
Source: RefSeq, a predicted model, not a curated record